CGUAUCUUUUGGUGACAGCGACGAAGCUACAUCUGCUGAACGGCGAGAAGCAGAUCACAAGGAUGGGUGGUAAAUGGAUUACGCGGUACGCCAACAUAAAUAAGUUGUAUGAAGAUGUUGAUCUUGCAGAAAUCGCAAAGGAACACAAGAGCAAGACUGGCGGUGAGCCGGUAAUUGUGGUGGACGGAAAUGGAGUUGUGUGGUACUUGUAUCGAAACUGUGACUUCCAUUGUGGUGGGCAGUACAAGGAAUUCAGGGAGGCUUGUAGGAACCUAACGCAGAAAUUCAGGAGCUCCGGCGUCCGGCUCGUAUUCUUCUUCGAUGGACUAGCAUCUGCUGAGAAGAAUGGGAAAUUGGUGGAGGGGUCUACAGAAGGAGUGAAAAAAAGUAAUAAGAGGUUAGGAAAAGAGCAUGCUAGUAAUUCCACAGCGAAAGUGCCUAAACAACUACCCGAAGGACUAAUACCGUGUGCCCGGGUGAUUUUCAAGUGUGAACCAUCAAGUGAGGUGCGCCUCUGUGUGGAAGAUUAUCAUCAGGAGAUCGCUCAGUUCGCAGCAAGCCACAGAAAUUGCCUUGGAAUAUUGUCCAACACUGGAAAUUUCCUGAUAUACAAAGAUGUACCAAGCAUGUUCUUACUACACAGUAAAGAUAAACAGGGAGACAGAGGGGUGAGGACGAUGCGUUACUGUUCUUCUGACAUCGCCUCACAUCUUGGCAUCCAGCAACACCACCUGGCUGCAGUCCAGACAUUCUUAGCAAGUGAUACCAUCAACAGGGACGAGAUGCGGCACGCACAUCGAAGAAUUGGUGAACUUUAUGGGCGAAAAGAACUUCUAGAAAGCGCUGUAGCUGAGCUGGUCAAGAAUAAUACGUUGGAGGAAAUGUGUCACAUAGCAUUCGGUGACAGGUGGCGAGUAAACGUGGACAGAGUGAAAGCAGAAAUUGACCAUUACAGUUACAAGCGAAGGACAUCUGAAAGGACUCCACAAAGCUCCAGCUGGUCUAAUGUUCUCCAGCGUAUUACAGACAAACACUCAACUGGCGAGAUACCAGCAGUGUUACUGUCAGUGGCCAAGUGCCGUGCACUGCAGGUAGGUGCUGCACUGGAAGACUUGUCGCAUGCAAAGAGUGGUACCACUUCGCUAGGAGAACAGCUUCAACGUUUGAGGAGCAGGAUAUACACUGUGCUGCUGUGGGAAAGUGGAGACGGUCCAUUCCAGGUGGAGGAGAAGGUGACCAGAAAGACUGAGGUGCAACGGACGCAAGUUGUGGUCCAGAAGCAGCUGCCACCGAGUGUGGUACACCCGGGCCUGCUGAAACUGUGGUCUGGAGAUCUGGAAACGCGCUGGCGGCUCUUCAGCUGGAUAGUGGGGUUCCCACAGCCGUCCGCCCUGAGGUCCCUGGAGCCCCAGUGCCUAGUAGUCCCAGCCACCGCACUGCACUUCCUUCGGCACGAGACCUGUCUUCUGACUGGCCACGAGGCUGAGAUCUUCGCUGUGGUCGCCGUGACUGUGAGCGGCCUCACACCUCAACAGCUGGCCCAGAAAAGCAUCCCAACGCUAGACCCACACGCCAUCUUCCUAGCGACACUCUUCAACCGCACUGCCCUGCACGUGUUGGAUGCGGCCGCUGUCUGUGGCUUGUCCUUCCCACAGGAGGCAGACUGCCACUUGGAUGCCUACUUUGAUGGGAAGUUGUUCCAUGAGCUCUUCCUCAGUGCUAAGGCCCAAUCGUUCCGAAGAGUCGGGACCCACGCUUCCUGGAACCCAUCGUAUCUCAACCGAAUCCACAAAUUGCUGGAUAUAAUAGAACAAGCUAAGUAAUGUACACUGAGUGGAUAAUCAAUGUGUAGUAUACUA
This is a messenger RNA of Schistocerca cancellata (South American locust), 1859 nucleotides long. RefSeq lists its product as uncharacterized. Bases 63 to 1823 code for a protein of 586 amino acids. The record is from RefSeq and is a predicted model, not a curated record. Gene Ontology annotation, cellular component: nucleus. The transcript has 2 exons. NCBI's taxonomy places the organism in Eukaryota, Metazoa, Arthropoda, Insecta, Orthoptera, Acrididae.